Westerdykella ornata is the source of this 1011-nucleotide messenger RNA. RefSeq lists its product as uncharacterized. The annotation marks the transcript as partial. NCBI's taxonomy places the organism in Eukaryota, Fungi, Ascomycota, Dothideomycetes, Pleosporales, Sporormiaceae. The transcript has 4 exons. The record is from RefSeq and is a predicted model, not a curated record.
AUGGCUGCCCCCGCACCUAAAGAGCUACCGCUCGAUCCCAAAUACGACGACUAUGACUACCCUACAAUCGCCCCCAUCCCACAGAGCGGCCAUCCUGGGCAUACAACGCCAGAGCAGGAUGCACAGGUCUUUCAGCUGCGGAGUAUGCUUGAGGCGGAGGGAUAUACCGACAACCUGGAUACCUUGACCCUGCUACGGUUCCUUCGUGCGCGAAAAUUCAAUGUUCAGCUUUCCAAGCAGAUGUUCAUCGACUUCCAAAAAUGGCGGAAGGAGUUCGCAGGUGUCGGAGUCGAGGAGCUGGUCCGCACCUUCGAAUACAAGGAGAAGCCCCAGGUUUUCGAGUACUAUCCCCAGUAUUACCACAAGACGGAUAAGGACGGUCGUCCCGUAUACAUUGAGAAGCUCGGCAACGUCGACCUGACCGCUCUAGGCAAGAUCACCACCCAGGAACGCAUGAUCCAGAACUUGGUGUGCGAGUACGAGAAGAUGGCCGACCCGCGCCUGCCCGCCUGCUCCCGCAAGGCCGGCUACCUCCUCGAAACCUCCUGCACCAUUACAGAUCUGAAGGGCGUGGGCAUCGCGAAGGCAACGUCCGUCUACGGAUACUUAGGCCAGAUCUCAGCCAUCUCGCAAAAUUACUACCCCGAGCGUUUGGGGAAGCUGUACGUUAUCAACGCGCCCUGGGGCUUCUCAACGGUGUUCAGCGUCGUGAAGCGUUUCCUCGAUCCCGUCACCGUCAACAAGAUCCACAUCCUCGGCAGUGGAUACGAAAAGGAGCUCCUUGCACAGAUUCCGGCGGAGAACCUACCCAAGGAGUUCGGAGGAACGUGCGAGUGCGAAGGCGGAUGUGAGUUGAGCGAUGCGGGACCUUGGCAUGAUCCGCAAUGGGCGAGGCCGCCGAAGUGGGCGAAGAAGGGGGACAAGACGGAGGAGAAGGAAGCGAAGGAGGAGAAGAAGGAUGAGAUCGCUACGGACGGCAACGCCGCUGCGGGUGCGCCCGUCUCAGUAGCU